Babesia bigemina is the source of this 2619-nucleotide messenger RNA. Its product is annotated as glucose-6-phosphatedehydrogenase-6-phosphogluconolactonase, putative. The record is from RefSeq and is a predicted model, not a curated record. Gene Ontology annotation, biological process: pentose-phosphate shunt; pentose-phosphate shunt, oxidative branch; glucose metabolic process. The transcript has a single exon. The coding region runs from base 1 to 2619 and encodes 872 amino acids. NCBI's taxonomy places the organism in Eukaryota, Apicomplexa, Aconoidasida, Piroplasmida, Babesiidae. Gene Ontology annotation, molecular function: NADP binding; glucose-6-phosphate dehydrogenase activity; 6-phosphogluconolactonase activity.
AUGGAUUCGGAAGAUCAGGUGCCCAACGUGCAGAGUCUGAAGACUCUGGAUGAACAGACGAGGGAGAGUCUGCUACCGCGCAACCCAGUCAUGUCGAGAACCGGGUCUUCAACGUCGCUGUCUAGUCUUGUUACGACUAACACGACGCACUACCAAAAUUGGCUGAAGACGUUUUAUGCGAACAAACUGAACGAGGUGAUACACUUUCGCGAAGCGGGCCAUGUGGUAACCAACUAUAAUUAUAAGAUGGACGAUGGUGACGACAUGGAUGACAUAGUUGAGCCCUGCCUGCUCGACUGCCACACGGAGGAGGGUUUUGUUAUGGCUGCCAUGCACCUGAUUCUGCAUCGCAUAAAGGCGAAGCAGGCUGAGUCUCCGACUUCGAUUGUGACUAUUGGUUUGUCCGGUGGCAACACCCCGAGGGCCGUGUUCCGGUACAUGUCUAACAUGGAGAAUCUCGACAUUGACUUCAAUCGCAUAAUAUUCUUCCUAGUGGACGAGCGUUAUGUUCCGCCUACUGACGAGCUGUCUAAUCAGCGGCUUAUACGGAACACGCUGCUGAAAAACUGGCCGGUGCCCGAGUCGCACAUCAUUUUCCCGGACACAACCUUGCCUCUGGAAGAAUGUGUGCGCAAGUAUGAGGCGGAUCUGGAGCGCGUUUUCGGCAAGUUGGAGCCCUCGGCAACGGCUGCGGUUGAUUCUUCGCCCCAAUCCAAAGUGGUUGGUAUGGCUAUGAGCAAGAGCACGCUGAAGCCCGACUUGAUCACGCUGGGCAUUGGCGACGAUUUCCACAUUGCUGGCCUGUUCCCGGAGUUUUUAUCCACACUCGAGCCCUCGCAAGUAACGGACUGCAAGGAACGUGUCAUGAUCACCCAUACAGACACGGCGGUGGUUCAUGACCGGUUGACCCUAUCACUGCCUUUCCUGUGUUGCGCAAAGAGCAAGCUGUUUUUCCUCAAGGGGGAGCGUAAGAAGCGCAUUUGGACGACCAUGCUGCAAUACAGACACGUUGACCCGAUACGUUUCCCGGCUACUCAGAUCUUCACGAAGGCUGGAUGCGUUGCAGUGUUGGACUCGUCGACCAUCCGCCGAAUCAGACGUAAAGUUCCGCUGGAGCAAUCGGACUGCCUAACUUUCAUUUUGUUCGGUAGCACUGGCGAUUUGGCUCGUCGCAAGCUCUACCCAGCUCUGUUCCAUCUCUUUUAUUUGGGAUUCUUGCCAACCAAAUUCCGAAUUUUGGCAGUGAGCCGGUCGCAUCAGUCGUUUGACGAAUUUUUCGAGACGGUCUCCAAGGACAUUUUCGCCUCUAUCAACACCACGAUUUUCAUGUGCGAAGCGGCGGCGCGAUUCGAUUUCCCCACUGUGAUUGCGGAAUUCAAGAAGAAGCUGGGGAGGGUGACCGUGAAGUACGACAACCCCCAAUCGCUCGUGCAGCUGAACGAGAGCUUGAACGAGAUUGAGUCGGGUUCUACCGUGACGCACCGUCUCAUCUACAUGGCCACGCCAGCUGAAGCCUACCAUCCCAUCAUGAAGAUUGCAACUUCGGUGUGCCGCCCCAAGGAGGGUUGGUUCAGGGUGAUGUUGGAGAAGCCGUUCGGGCGUGACAUGGAGAGCUGCCAGGAUAUCCAGCGUGUGCUGCAGCAGCACGCACAGCCCGAGGAGAUGUUCCUCGUGGACCACUACUUGGGGAAGCCGCUGAUAUCCUGUAUCAUAGCCAUCAAGCGUUCGCUGCGCUACAACCAUCUCUUCAGCAGACGGUACGUGAAGAGCGUGCACAUUAAAAUGAAGGAGCGCAUCGGCACGUUCGGGCGCAACUAUUUCGAGAACUACGGCAUUAUUCGCGACAUGGUGCAGAAUCACGGGUUGCAACUGCUGUCGUUGAUUGCGAUGGACAAACCCGACCGGCUGAAUGACUCUGUUGCUGACGAGAAGCGCAAGGUGCUGAGGGCCGUGCGCACCGUGCGUCUGGAGGACACCAUCAUAGGUCAGUAUACGGAGAGCGAGGAUGGCAGCGAGUGCGCGUACUUGCAGGAGAAGGGAACGCCUCCAGAUUCGCUCUGCAGCACGUUCUGCUCCAUGGUCAUGUACGUCGAUAACGACAAGUGGCAGGGCGUGCCGUUCGUGAUAACCACCGGCAAAGGUCUGGAUGAGCAUCUGUGUGAGGUGCGGCUUAACAUGAAAAGCAACUUCGCAGCCGAAUUUGGCGCGGACUUCGAGGCGCGCAACCUCGUUUUCCGGGUUCAGCCCAACCCUACUGUCUUCUGGUCCGUGGACUCCAGGCACUUCGACACGCAGCAAGAGAGUGAGAAGUUGGUGUUCACCAGCGACCAUGACACCGACAACAUGGGCCUGAAGGUGGAGGAGCGUAUCUUACGUGAUGUGGACUACAACCUGACCAAGCGUCCCGUGGUUGGGUGCUACGAAAUACUGCUCUACCACGCCUUCAGCGGCAAGCGCAACUACUUCCCUUCGCUCGAAGAAGUGAGCGAGUGUUGGCGUAUUCUGACCCCCGUGCUGCACGAAAUUGACGAUAAGCGCGUGCGCCCGAUUCUGUACCCGCGUGGGUCGAGCGGGCCCAAAGAGCAGGAGCGUCAUUUACAGCUAUUGAAUUCAAUAUGA